GGCGCAUGCGUGGCUAGUAUCGCGACGCGUGGCUUGUGCGUUAGUCUUUACUUGUUCUCCGUAUAGUGUUGACGUGUUUACUCUCUCUUUCUUCCUCUUUCUCUCUCUUUUCCUCUCUUUCUCCUCUCUUCGGUCCUACGGCGCUCAGUGAAAGAUUCGCCCUUUGCAAAAUGGCGACACAGGCUAUCAUCGGGAGAAGACUGAAUGAACACGAGGAGAAAAUAAGCAGAAACGGUUUAGCCUUUUACGAAGACAUCCUAGCCAAUGGCCAUGCUGGUUUACAAAGCAAUGGACGUGUACAGUUUCCAGAGAAAAAAGCGGAAACCGAACCGGUGAAAUCAAGGUCAAAAGAGUCGUUCGAGAGGAUACCGUUCAUCACUGCAGUGUUGACCCAUCUAGGGUUCUGCAUUCUUAUGUUCCUGGGUUUUAUAAAUCAAUUGUUUUUCACCCCUAAAGUUGCACAAGAGUAUAAUAGAGAGGGUUAUGCGCCACUGUACGAAAGUUUCGAAGAGUUUUACCUUCGGUAUGUUUAUAGAAGAGUGAGGGAUUGUUGGAACAGGCCAAUAUGCUCUGUUCCAGGUGCCACAGUUACCCUUAAGGAUAGAAUAACGAAAGAUUAUGGAUGGACGUUUCAGUUCACAAGAACGACAUCGGAAUGUAUAAAUUUAGGAUCCUACAAUUACUUGGGUUUCGCAGAAGCAAAUGGUAAAUGUGCCGAUCAAAGUAUCGAAACUUUAAAAAAAUUCGGUUGUGCUAGUUGCAGUCCUCGCCUUGAACUCGGAAAUAUGCCGAUUCACAAGGAAUUGGAACAACUGACGGCUAGAUUUCUGGGUGUAGAGGAUGCUAUUGUUUUUGGAAUGGGAUUUGCAACAAAUGCUCUGAAUUUGCCGUCAUUGCUAAGCAAGGGUUGUUUGGUAGUAAGCGAUGAAAAAAAUCAUGCUUCAUUAAUACUCGGAUUAAGACUGUCUGGUGCUACCGUUAAGGUGUUUAAACACAACAACAUGAAGCAUUUAGAAAAAUGUUUAAAAACUGCGAUAGUUUUCGGCCAAACUGGAUCUGGAGAACCCUGGAAGAAGAUAUUGAUUGUAGUGGAAGGUGUUUACUCUAUGGAAGGUUCUAUUGUACAUUUACCUGAGAUUUUGCAACUCAAAAAGAAAUACAAAGCAUAUCUUUAUUUGGAUGAAGCUCAUAGCACUGGUGCAUUAGGCAAAAAUGGAAGAGGUGUUUGUGAUUAUUAUAAAAUUGAUCCGCGAGAAAUAGACAUACUUAUGGGAACUUUUACGAAGAGUUUUGGAUCUGCUGGUGGCUAUAUUGCUGGAACAAAGACAUUAAUAAAUCAUUUACGGAUAUACAGUCAUGCACAUACUUACGCGGCUGCUAUGUCUCCACCGAUAGCACAACAAAUCAUAACUUCAAUGAAAAUAAUUGCCGGAGAAGACGGUACAGACGAGGGGAAAAGGAGAACGAAACAGUUGGCGAGAAACACUAGGUAUUUCAGACGCAGACUUAAUCAAAUUGGAGUUAUCAUUUAUGGAAAUGAAGAUUCACCUGUUGUACCUAUGCUAGUUUACCUGUUUUCUAAAAUAGGCGCAGUUGUACGAACCUUGACGACACAUAACAUAGCUGCAGUAGGUGUUGGAUUUCCGGCAACUCCAUUGAUGGAAGGUAGAAUACGAUUUUGUCUUUCUGCUGCACAUACUAAACAACAAUUAGAUUAUGUAUUAUCACACAUUGAAAGUCUUGCAGAUUCUUUGGGUUUAAGAUAUUCUCGUAAAAUUCGCGAUCCGACACCUAUAGAAUAUUACUCUGAUGGGGAGGCCGAAUGACCUGCUACCUAGAAAAUGGACUCUCUAGGACGUUUACUUUACUCCAAAGAAGCGCCUCGUAUUUCUAUGGAGAAACACUGCCUUGGAAGAACUCUACACGCAUUCUUUUAUAUGCUUUUCCAUUGAUGCGCACACUUAACCUUUUAAUUAUCACAGUUAACAAAAGGAACGAUAUCAUUUCUGAACGUCGUAGAAAUAUAUCCAUUCAUCAUUAUUGAAUAUGAAAUCAUGAAUUAACAAUCCAUUAUUUUAGAACAAAUUGCUUCUUGUACCUCUUCCUCGAUAAAUGAUGUCAGAAAUAUCACACGAACAAAAGAAGUGUCGAGUUUUUUAAAUUUCUCGAACGAUGUACAACGAAAUAUGAAAUAUUAAUGGAGAAGCGAAAAAUGCGUCAGGGUUCAGUUGCCCCGUUAUUUUACGUGCACCAAGCUCGUAGAGGCAUAUGCACAUAUCGGUGGCUGUGAUAUGCCAACAGAUUCUAGAUUCACAAGGUAGUUUUAACAAAUAAAAUUCACCCAAAGUAGUUUUUUCU
This is a messenger RNA of Eufriesea mexicana, 2358 nucleotides long. RefSeq names its product serine palmitoyltransferase long chain base subunit (gene lace). NCBI's taxonomy places the organism in Eukaryota, Metazoa, Arthropoda, Insecta, Hymenoptera, Apidae. The record is from RefSeq and is a predicted model, not a curated record. Gene Ontology annotation, biological process: sphingosine biosynthetic process; ceramide biosynthetic process. The coding region runs from base 171 to 1826 and encodes 551 amino acids. The transcript has 10 exons. Gene Ontology annotation, molecular function: serine C-palmitoyltransferase activity; pyridoxal phosphate binding. Gene Ontology annotation, cellular component: serine palmitoyltransferase complex.